CUCGUGCAGUCCACUUUGUUUGGUUCUUAGUAUCUUGUUAAUUCGCUUACCAUAUGACCCCUUCUCAGCUCAUGCAAGACAACCCACGCGUCGCAUCCGUUGUCGGACGAAAGAUUGAGGCUGUCCGGCCUGAGGGGGCAACUCUAGUACAGAUACGCGCGUUUCUUGAGCCCUUUGAGAGGGUUCGUACGAGGCUGUGUAUACAGGCUGAGGACACAUGGAAUAUGGAUGAGACUGGGAAGGCCCUCGGUAGAACCGCGAGUGGGCAUCGAUAAUUGCGUGUGUGUCGGCCUCCGGCAAGGAACCGCGCCCUGCAGUUAUAUUCAAGGGGAAGAACCUACAGAGUACCUGGUUUCCAACAAUAAUACCUGACUGGCUGUACUCAACCUCUGAGAAUGGCUGGAAAUCAAAAUGCGAUAGGAGCUGAGUGGUUAGAGCGGGUAUUUCUGCCUGAGACGGCUGUGUUAGACGAUCGUUGGAGGAUGCUGAUUCUGGAUGGCCACGGCAGCUCAACUCUGCCUCAUAUGCACUAACUGAUUACCGCUUAUUCGACACGGGCUUGGAGUCUUCAAAGAGGGAUGGUCGCAUGAUCUGGGAUACUCAUCCUGGAAGGGCAUUGAACUUGGAUUCAGAGUGCUGGAAGCGUCUCUUUCACUGACCAAAUCGAAAUGCUCAGAUGAAUGGUUUUUGGUUGCACGGUUCAUAUCUCCAGAAGGCUCCUGUACGUUGGAAACGUGGUUUAAAGACGCAGGGGACAAAGUAAUAGAUAUA
Molecule: messenger RNA, 771 nt
Organism: Lindgomyces ingoldianus
Lineage: Eukaryota; Fungi; Ascomycota; Dothideomycetes; Pleosporales; Lindgomycetaceae
Exons: 2
Coding region: 54-275 (73 amino acids)
Source: RefSeq, a predicted model, not a curated record